GGUGUGACUCUGUAGAUUUGGGGGGGGGGUCUCUUAGUUAUCUCUCAAACAGAAAAAAAGGAGAGAGAGCUCAGUUUUAGCCAGGCUGCAGUAGGUGCUGGCCUGUGAAAACCCAGGCAACCCCUUCCCCUGUGGAAAUUCCUGAGCUGCCUGACUGUUAAAUCUCUGAGGUCAGGGUUAGCAGCCCACCUCCUCAAAGGCCCCAGCGCUUCCCAGAAUCUGGGACACACUGCCUGGCUUGGCACUCAGCUGAGCGAGGGGAACCCCCAUCCAGCACACCAAGCCCGGAGCUUGGCCCACUUCACGGUGCGCCCGGGGAAAGCCACUUUCUGCCCACCAGACCGCAAGUUUCAAGGCUUCGCUAGGAUCAGAGUAGAGAGGGGGAGGAGGAGGACAGAAGCAUUUCGGUGCCUUCAGGCGGCUCGCCUCCGGCCUCCCUCGCAAUCCCUUCCCAGGAUCUCCUCCCCGCGGUGCGGCGGCGACUCUCUUGGUCUAGGGUUGGGUAUGUAAGCGGCCCCUAGAGCUCCAGACCACUUGGAUCCUCAGGGCUGUGGGACCGGAGACCAGAAAGGUCCUCCACGAGAUGCAGACUUGUCCUCUGCUCUCUAAGAUUUUACCGAAGAAAAGUUUUUCAAGGGAGCCCCAUCUCUAGUUUCUGAGUCCUCUCCAGCGCAGAAGACCGCGGAUAGAAGGCAAGAGGCGUGAUUUGUGAAUUAGAAUUUAGGGGCUGCCAGGCUCCGCCCCUUUUCUUCCCCCCUCUCUCUUCUGGUUGGGGCGGAGGGGCUCCUAUUCAUUUCGUUGUAUUUUAGUCACUCUGCCCCAGAUCUUUCUUGAAGGCUGCUUCUCAGCUGCACGGACCCAGAGGGGCCCCUGCCAUUGGCAGAGGGCGGAGGAGUUAGAGGCAUUAACCCCUCCCAGUCCCUUCCUAGAGGAGCCACCCAGCCUCGGCGGGGCGCUCAGAGACUUCGCUUUGCCAGUGGUGCGGGUAGCGGCAGCCAAGGCUGGCCAUUGGAGUGAACGGCUGCGGAGGGAGGGGACCCCAGCUCAGAGAACUUUGCGAGUGAGCUGGUCGCCGUCAUUCGAGGACAGCAGCAAGAUGCGGAUCGCGCGGUACAGACCCAGAGCCCUGCGGACGCAGCUUCGUCCUGCUUGAGCGAGGCUGCUGUUUCGGAGGCUCUCUCCAGACACGGAAAAGCAACACACACACAAAAAAACGUUGGAUUGCUCACUGACCGGGCCCUGCGGUAACUGAAGAACCGCUCAACCUCUCCCUCUAGCGUUCGUCUGGAGAAGUACUACCCCGGGUUCUUGGGGGACACACUGCGGCUAUGGUGUCCACCAGCGUCCCUGUGGUUAAGGCCCUUCGUAGCUCAGUUUCUGACUAUGGCAACUAUGAUAUCAUAGUCCGGCAUUAUAACUACACAGGCAAGUUGAACGUCGGGUUGGAGAAGGACCAUGGCAUUAAACUGACUUCAGUGGUCUUCAUUCUCAUCUGCUGCUUCAUCAUCCUAGAGAAUAUAUUUGUCUUGCUAACUAUCUGGAAAACCAAGAAGUUCCAUCGGCCCAUGUACUAUUUCAUCGGCAACCUGGCCCUCUCGGACCUGUUAGCAGGAGUGGCGUAUGCAGCUAACCUGCUGUUGUCUGGGGCCACCACCUACAAGCUCACCCCCGCCCAGUGGUUUCUGCGGGAAGGGAGUAUGUUUGUGGCUCUGUCAGCCUCGGUGUUCAGCCUCCUUGCCAUCGCCAUAGAGCGCUACAUCACCAUGCUGAAGAUGAAGCUGCACAACGGGAGCAACAGCUCGCGCUCGUUCCUGCUGAUCAGCGCCUGCUGGGUCAUCUCCCUGAUUCUGGGGGGCCUGCCCAUCAUGGGCUGGAACUGCAUCAACUCGCUGUCCAGCUGCUCCACCGUGCUCCCGCUCUACCACAAGCACUAUAUCCUUUUCUGCACCACCGUCUUCACCCUGCUCCUGCUCUCCAUCGUCAUACUCUACUGCAGGAUCUACUCCUUGGUCAGGACUCGAAGCCGGCGCCUGACCUUCCGGAAGAACAUUUCCAAGGCCAGCCGCAGUUCUGAGAAGUCGCUGGCCUUGCUGAAGACGGUGAUCAUUGUCCUGAGUGUUUUCAUCGCCUGCUGGGCCCCUCUCUUCAUCCUACUAUUGCUGGAUGUAGGCUGCAAGGCGAAGACCUGCAGCAUCCUGUUCAAAGCAGAGUACUUCCUGGUUUUGGCUGUGCUGAACUCAGGUACCAAUCCCAUCAUUUACACUCUGACCAACAAGGAGAUGCGCAGGGCCUUCAUCCGGAUCGUAUCCUGUUGCAAGUGUCCCAGUGGAGACUCCACUGGCAAAUUCAAGCGGCCCAUCAUCCCAGGCAUGGAAUUUAGCCGCAGCAAAUCAGACAACUCCUCCCACCCACAGAAGGACGAUGGGGACAACCCAGAGACCAUUAUGUCUUCUGGAAACGUCAACUCUUCCUCUUAAAAAUGGAAGCUGUUGAUACUGGGGAACCAUUCUGACUUGGUCACUCAUCCCCCCAGAAUUUAAAAAAAAAAUGUCUCUCAUUCUCCAUUGCUGCCAGGAAGGAGCUCCUGGGAGCUUAAGAGAGGGAGGGAAGGGAGAAUGUGUGGACUGGCAAUGCCAUGAUGUCGGGUAGGUCGUUCUUGUGAACAAAGCACUGGAAAGGGUGGAGAUAAGGUCUGGCCUGCAGUGGGUUUCCUGCCACCCCCAUCCCCUGGAGCUUUUAUUUUGCACUGAGUCAAAGGUCUAGCAUUGUCAAGCUCCUAAAGGGCUCAUCUGACCCCUUCUCAAAGACUAAAGUCCCAUGAGAAAGUAUCCCUGGUGUUUUGAGAUGUGAUCUUUCACUGUAACGGUAAAGUGGGGAUGUACCCGUUAGCUUGGUAGGGGGUGCGCACCUCGCACUCUCCCUCCCCCUCCCCUCUCUCCUUCCUGCCCCUUCUCCAUAUUCUUUUACUUUACAUCUUAACUGUCUGACGUUGUUCGUCAGUAGGGGGUUGUACAGGGCUCUUUCUUGAUUGUCUGAAACUGGACAGCUAUUCAUAGGAAAGGCUACUUGCUGAGGCCAAAGUUUCCAUGUAAGGUAUGUUAAGUUGUUGGGGAUUUGGUAGGCCAUGUUCAAAGUGAAAAUGUGUUCCUUAUUCCUCAUGCAUUCCUUAUUCCUUAUUCCCAUUACAACCACAGUGAACAUGUGUUUUUAAUGGGAAUAACGAAGUCUAUUUUAUUUGAAUGAUAUCAUCCCAGACCUGAGAUGAAACAGGAGAAAACCCACAGGGUGAAGUAAAGUGUGGUGGUGACUUUUGCAAACCAAGAAUGAUUUCUUUUUGUCCUUCUCUAACAAAUACGAUGUCUUUGGCACUUUUAUUGAUUACUUCAGAGUGUUGUGUGAUCCAUUUUAAACAAUGGAUUUAGACACGUUUAAAAUACAAUUUGUGAUUUUUGAAUGUACUUGUUUCUUUGAGGUCAUCUUGUUGAGUUUCUUCCUAACCUGUGUUAACACCACUGAAUGUGUAGUUCCGAAGAAAGUACCACCCUCUUGUAUCAGAAAAAGCAUUACUUUAACUGACAGGGAGCAUCAGGAGUUCUUCAUUUCAGCUGUUAAUAGAUAGAGAUGAUGAGGUGUAAAUGUUGCAGAGAAUAAAAAUAUAUUGCUGUCUCUUUAGCAUGGUGUUCAGUGCAAUUAAACCAAGAAAUGUCUUUUUUAAAAAAAUAGUAUUUAAUAGGUUUCUGACUUUUGUGGAUCAUUUUGCACAUAGCUUUAUCAACUUUUAAACAUUAAUAAACUGAUUUUUUUAAAGA
Molecule: messenger RNA, 3809 nt
Organism: Myodes glareolus (Bank vole)
Lineage: Eukaryota; Metazoa; Chordata; Mammalia; Rodentia; Cricetidae
Gene: S1pr1
Product: sphingosine-1-phosphate receptor 1
Biological process (GO): G protein-coupled receptor signaling pathway
Cellular component (GO): membrane
Molecular function (GO): sphingosine-1-phosphate receptor activity
Source: RefSeq, a predicted model, not a curated record